AUGUCGAGACCCGCAGCACAGCGCAGUCUGACGCUCACCGAGGAGCUGGAGAGACUGGAACAGCAGAUCACGUUGACGCUGCAGGAGAUCGACAGCAACUUCAGCAAGGCGCAUCGCAUCGUCACCACCAGCAUCCUGCCCAUCGUCGAGGAGUACGCAAAGCAUAGCAACGAGGUCUGGGAGGGCUCAAAGUUCUGGAAGCAAUUCUUCGAGGCGUCUGCCAAUGUCUCGCUUUCCGGCUACGAGGAGAACAACGAUGAGACAGUCACAAACACCGAAGUCACCGAGUCCUUCCAAACACCUACGAACCAAGACGAGAGCACAGUGACGGGUGCCGAGUUACAGCAGCAGCAAGCCAGCGACGAUGAAGAGUUCAGCAUCGAGUCGCCAACACAGGUCACCGGCGUGCAGACUACACCGAAACUGCCGCCGUCAACGUCCAAGAGAUCCAAUGGCACAGCAAGAGCUCAGAGCAGCAGGAGCGCGACAUCAUCACAUCGAUCGCCGUCACCCAGGAAGUACACAGGCAGCCACCCGCUAGCCAGAGUGCCGUCUUCAGAAGAGCCGAGCACUCCCCGGAUGGCAUCUGCCACCAAGUUCGACUCGUCGCCCUUCGAGCCAGAAUCGGCUUUCCAACCAUCCGCGUACCACAGCCAGCGUCAGGAAAACAACGAUCCAGUCAUGCAUCGCGCGAUUUUGGACAAGAACUACCGCAUACAGGCCACGCCGCACACGCAGCGCCAGCAGCGACAAGCUGCUCAACCUUCUGCGACCAAAGCGACACCAGCGACUGCUACCAAGAAAUCUCCAUGGGACGACUCACCACAGUCCUCGCCGGAGGUAGCUGCGCCUCAACUGAGGAGCGAACUGUUCUCUCCAGCGAAACCUGGUCCACGAACACCCGGUGUCUCUGUCAUGACCCCUGCUGCGAAGAAGAGUGCACUCAUGGUGCCGAAGACGUCGACCGGGUUGCAGCUUUUCUCGCCGGCAGACAAGGCAUACGCUGCAACCAAGGAGCGAACUCGUGCCAGCCAAUUCUUUGACGACAGCGACGAAGAUGACGAUCUUGCAGAGAUGAGCCCCCCGAAGACCAUGCAGUUCCACGUACCCCAGUCGAGACUGAUGCAGACACCGGCUCGCGAAGCCUCGAAGAAGAUUGUCGACGAUCUGCUCCUCACUGCGGGCGCUGAUGGCACAGACGAAAUCGAGGGCUAUGAUGAUGACGAAGCUUUCGAGACGCCCAGCCCAAGCGUGGUCAAGCGAGCUUAUAAUGUCGAGGAUGACACGUUCUGA
Messenger RNA from Fulvia fulva, 1293 nucleotides. Its product is annotated as DASH complex subunit ask1. Gene Ontology annotation, cellular component: mitotic spindle pole body; mitotic spindle; DASH complex. The record is from RefSeq and is a predicted model, not a curated record. Bases 1 to 1293 code for a protein of 430 amino acids. The transcript is spliced from 2 exons. Lineage: Eukaryota; Fungi; Ascomycota; Dothideomycetes; Mycosphaerellales; Mycosphaerellaceae. Gene Ontology annotation, biological process: attachment of spindle microtubules to kinetochore.